Molecule: messenger RNA, 2560 nt
Organism: Mytilus californianus (California mussel)
Lineage: Eukaryota; Metazoa; Mollusca; Bivalvia; Mytilida; Mytilidae
Product: fatty acyl-CoA reductase 1-like
Exons: 14
Coding region: 196-1806 (536 amino acids)
Biological process (GO): long-chain fatty-acyl-CoA metabolic process
Cellular component (GO): peroxisome
Molecular function (GO): alcohol-forming very long-chain fatty acyl-CoA reductase (NADP+) activity
Source: RefSeq, a predicted model, not a curated record
UUCAUGCAGUGGUUUCAUGAACAUAAACCAAUCAGAGGGGAUCUAGCAUCACAAACUUUCCUUUUUGAACUCUGAACUCUGAUGCUGGGGUAUCCCUUCAGUAAACCAUGCCAAAAAGCUUAAAUUGAGAAUGAAAAUAGACAGACAGUUCUAACAUUCCUGCAGAUAAAGAUAUAACUGGUGUACGAAUUGACUAUGGCUUCACUUCAUCCCACAGUUUCAGAGUAUUAUACAGAUAAAAACGUUUUCAUAACAGGAGCUACAGGUUUUAUUGGGAAAGUGUUGUUAGAAAAACUGUUAAGGAGUUGUCCUAAUGUCGGAAAUCUGUAUUUAUUAGUUCGACCUAAGAAAUCUCAAGACUGUCAUCAAAGGAUCACAGAAAUCUCACAGUCUCCCGUAUUUGACAAAGUCAGAGCUGAAAAUCCUAACUUUCACAAAAAACUGAUUCCAAUCCAUGGUGAUAUAACUGAAGAAGCUCUGGGUAUCAGUGAAGAAAAUGUUGAGUUAUUGGAGAAUCAAGUCCACAUCGUGUUCCAUAGUGCUGCAACAAUAAGAUUUGAUGAACCGCUUAGUAACAGUGAGGAAAUCGAUUCAAGCAGUGCCAAAUCAGGCUCUGCAUUAAGAGUUGCGAUGGAAAUGAAUGUUUUAGGAGUAAGAAAAAUGAUUCAACUGUGUAGUAACUUUAAGAAACUAGAAGUGUUUGUUCAUGUGUCAACAGCAUAUGCUAAUUGUGAUCGACCAUUCAUAGAAGAAAUGGUUUACCAACCUAGUGUUGAACCACAGAAACUCAUAGAUGCUUUAGAUUGGUUGGAUGAUGAGAUGCUUGAUCAAAUUACUUCAAAAUUGAUUGGUGACAAACCCAAUACAUAUACCUUCACAAAACAGCUGGCGGAACAUUUGUUGAUAAAGGAAGGUUCAAAUCUACCUCUAGCAAUCUUACGUCCUUCAAUAGUCGGUGCUUCAUGGAAGGAGCCAUUUCCUGGUUGGAUAGAUAACUUUAAUGGACCAAGUGGACUUUACGUGGCAGCUGGUAAAGGAAUUUUACGAUACAUGAAUUGUGAUGCAAUGGGUGUAGCAGACAUAAUUCCUGUAGAUAUUCCUGUUAACAUGAUGAUCACUAUGGCAUGGUACACAGCAGUAUACAAGCCAAGUACAGUACCAAUAUUCCACAGUACCUCAGGAUCUGUAAAUCCAUUCACAUGGGGAGAAAUAGAGAAUGUAGUUAUGAAUUUUUGGAAGAAAGUUCCCUUAGAUUCCUGUUUCAGAAGACCAAAGGCACCAAUAGCUAAAUCUGGAUUUCUGCUAGAUUAUUAUAUAUUUGUUAGUCAUAUGAUACCUGCUUACUUUGCUGACUUAGGUUACUGCAUGCUUGGAAAACGACCAAGAAUGGUGAAGAUCUACAAUAAGUUACACCGAGCUAUGGGAACACUGACAUUCUUCACUACACAUUCAUGGGAAUGGACAUACAACAACUUAGACAUGUUAAAAAGUAAAUUGUCACCGGAGGAUAGAAGGUUAUUUUAUUUUGAUCCACGAGGUCUACACUGGCCGACUUACUUGGAGGCUUAUUGUUUAGGAGCUAAGAAAUAUUUACUGAACGAGGAUCUGUCAGGGUUACCAGCAGCUAAAGCUCAUCUCAGAAACCUGAGAAACCUUAGAUACAUUUUCAAUACAGUAGUGAUAGUGGCCUUGUGGAGGGUAUUGGUAGCACGCAGUGACAUUGCUAGAAAUCUGUGGAUGUUUAUAAUAGGACUUGUUACAAAAUUUGUUAAAUUCUUUCGAUUAACAAGUGCUGUGCGACGGUAACAGGAAAUUGAGGAUAAAUGGCAUGUUUGAUAAUAGUGCUGAAAAACAGAUAACAGAAGUGCAGAAGUCCAAGAACAAAUAUUUGUUAUAAUUAUUGAUGUAUUAGUCAAAAUCCAGCUCCAUUAGGGAAUGACAAUGUGUGAGAUAUGGUUAUGUCAAGGCAACACUUUAAUUUACUGUGUUUAUAUCUUCUUAAACAUUUAUUUUUAUUUUAAGAAAAAAACUAUUUUUACAUGUAUGUCAUUUAUUUAUUUAAAAUGAAAUUUUCCUUCAUCUCUAGCUUGAGAUAUUGCUGCUUAUUCCAAGGUUGAUAUGUACUUUAAAAACUGCUAUUAAGAACUAAUUGUUAUUCAGGAAUGAUUGAAAAAGUAUGGAAGUUGAACAAAGUUGCUGAUUACUUUUAAAAAAUUACAUGUUUAAGUAAAUAUAAAGCAAUAUGACAUUUAAUUGCUUUUGUAAGACAAAUGAUUUUUUGAUUGUGUUUUAAAGUGUAUGCUCCAGUUAAUUCUAGUCUAAACAAAAUAUUGAAUUGUCCUCAUUGUGCUUGAACUAUUUUUCACUGAAUGUUAGGGAAGCAACAAUCAACCAAAAUAGUGUUCAAGGGGCUUAAUUCUGUAAGAAAGUUAAUCAUGAAUAAUGGCAAAAAGUCUUUGCAUAUAAAGGCCUGUAAUGAAAUGAAUAUGUUGAUACUUUGAGAAAAGAAAUAUUUUUCUUUCAUUAUAAUCUGUAUAUAUCAAUAUACAUUGUCUUUCUA